Trichosporon asahii var. asahii CBS 2479 is the source of this 651-nucleotide messenger RNA. RefSeq lists its product as uncharacterized. Lineage: Eukaryota; Fungi; Basidiomycota; Tremellomycetes; Trichosporonales; Trichosporonaceae. The coding region runs from base 1 to 651 and encodes 216 amino acids. The transcript has 2 exons. The record is from RefSeq and is a predicted model, not a curated record.
AUGAGCGCUGCUGGCCCCCCGUCCAAAAGGGUCAAGCGUGAGCGUGAAGAUGAUACUCCUGCCACCACCAUCCCCGGCACUCCCGACAUGAGGAUCGACUUCAAGGACAACAACGCGGCUGAACGCGUCAUCACGAUCACCCACUCUACUCCGUCCAACAAUGAUAGCUUCACCUUUGUCUCGUCCACGGCCAGUGGUCUUACGGUCAAAUGCGGUAAGCUUCGUAUCCACAUUGUCAAUGAAGAAGACGAAGCCAGACCUCAUGCGGUCAAUAUGCACCCUCUGGCUCCCCAUGUGCCCGCCAGCCCGGCCCGCCCCCUCGUCCCAAACUUGCGUCCAAGUCUUCCGACCCCUACAUUUUCAGUCUCCCAGCCCCCCGCCGACCACAACGCUCCUGCCGACCGAACUACUUCCGGUCGUAAGACUGUGAAGCGCCAGGCCGUUACCAGUAUUCUUUCCACCCCGUCUGCUUCCAGGGCCACCGCCAUGCAACACGUGGCCGUGGAGGUCGUCGUCCGCGAUUACCAGAAUUCUCCCACCGAGCUCAAAGCCGAGCGCACUACCCGCAUUGGAGAACUCAUCCAACGAUAUGCAGAUAAGAAAGGGCUGAACGCUGAAACGUUGAGGUACAACUCCAGAAUGUGGCUGUAA